GAAAAUUUAAUGAAAACUCCGCAAAAAUGCUGAAACGACUGGACGAAAUUGAGAAAUAUCUCGCGUACAUCCGUCAAAGCAUCGAAAAAGACAAGGAAGAGCUCGGAUGGCCUCAUGACGAAUCAAAACCCGACAUUCCUGACGACAAUAACAACUCCCGAGCUGCAACCUGUCUCGAUGAUAACAAUAACAACCACAAAGCGCAUGUCUUGACGGAGAAUUUGAUAAAUAUUGGCAGUAACUGCGAAACUGACGGCAGUUGUAGUUCAGCAGCAAUCGUGGCAACUACUCCGCGUGUUUAUACCUCGAUCCGUUUGACGCGACCGACCGAAGAGGAGCUCAAUAAAUGGGACAUUUAUCGCCAUCAAGAGGACCUGCCACGACCAUGGACGUAUUUUAAGCUAAACAAAAGUGUCUAUCGACCACCCGAGAAUAUCGUCGAUGACUUUAAUAAUGGCCACAUUGCCGAUCGACAAAGACGCGAAUCGAAACUUUUCAAUAAUUCGACAAACGAUGAAAAUUCCCGUCCUCACAUGAUGAAUAAAAACUUAAACAACAACAGCAGCAACAUUCUCAACAAAAAUUUGACGGAUACCAAAACGAAUCCAUGGAAAGCUCGCGAAGGAAAUGAAAUUGACCAAUGGGUAACUGAUGCCUUCUACUCGUACUUUCCCAGUUUGAAUGAAACGCGGCGCGACAAGAAGCUGAAGUUGGCUCGCGAUCGUCAACACGACUACAACGAAUAUGUGAAGCAAAUUCCCGAGCCGAUUCCUAAAAGAGAACAACUUCGUCAGAAGCGCGAGCAGUAUUUGUCGCAAAUAAAACGGGCGGAACUUACGUCAGCUUCAUCCAACGACGACGCAUCCAGUAGUAACGGAUCUGCGGGAGGUCGUCCAACAACACCGAAACAACGCUUGAUACAAGACUUGCAACACAUUGGGCUUCCUGCGAUGCUCCAAACGGACGUCAUUGAGCAGCGUGAACGCAAAAAUGCUGAAGAAGAAGCGGAGAAACGUGCCAUUUACCAACAAGAAUUACUCCGCCAGAUCGAAGAAAAGAAGAGAAAUCUCGAAAAACUCCGAAAACAACAAGAAGAGGAAGAAUAUCGCGUCACCCGUGAACUCGAAAACCAACUUUUGACGCUGCGCCUCGAAGAAGAACUGGCCAAACAAGGCAAAAAGCUCGCUCGAACUCGUGCCGUAGCCAAUCGAGACUCCCUGCGACGUCAAACACUCCUUUCCAACUUGAUGAACGACAAAAACAUUGCCGCCUCAAAAGAUCCCCUCGACAAAGCAAUGACAAAAAACUUACUUGAUUUCUCCGAAAAUCCCCUCAACGACUCAAAUUCAGUUCGCAAGGAGGACGAAAACAAAAUCUACACAUAUUUCACGAAUUCAGCCAAAAUUGAUAAACAGCUGUCAAAUAGCAGUUCUUCGAGUUCCUCCACAGCCGAUGACUUGCUCGUGCUUCCCCACAUCAAUCGUUACCAAUAUUGCAAAAAGUGUCGUUACGACAUCGAUGACUCCUUUUUGAACUUUGUGGCAUCGUCCCCGUCAUCGACGUCACCCAAAGAUGCCAAUCGCAUCAAAAGUUGCUUCCAUUGUCACAUCUUGGACCACAAAUUGAGCGACAAAUUGUGCCAGGAUUGUCACAAAACGUUCAAGAAACUCUCGAACGGGUGUCAAAAGUGCCUCAAUUCCAAGGAAUUUUGCGAAUUUUGUCAGAAAAAUGACCACAAUUUUUGUCCGUUUUGCACCGAUCGGCACGAACCCAUCAAAGACAGCAACAACAACAAGCAGGAUUUGAACAACAACAUGUCGCCCGAGCAAAUUUUCAAUAAUGUCGCGAUCGUGCCGAUGCCAAAGCGUUACAUGGACGAACAAAAUCGCUUACCGAAGUUCAUCAACAACGAAAACGAGACAAAUUCGAAGAAAUCGGCCGUAAAACCGCUCGUUUCACCUCGAACAGCGGAAUCAAAGUUGCCGCGCAGCAGUUUUCGUCGUUUGGAACAAAAAUGGGAAGUGCCCGCUGUUCGGAGAUUUUCAGUCCAUCCAAAUGCCGCAGGAGUUGCUGAUGCAAAUAACGGCCAAAUUGACACUUUUACUGAAGUGGGAGCCUUUAAGAAGCAGUUGCAGACGGAAUGUAUCAAAGAAACCGCUUCGGAGUAGAAUUUUACACUUUUUCACAUUCUCUAGAAUCACUUUUUAGGACAAGUAGCUUUAACCUUAAGUCUUCUAUCUCGAUGUAUUUUUUUCUAACGUUAAUUAUUGCCUUUGUAAAGUCAAGUAGAAAAAUUGUAAACUUGAUUAAGUAGCUUGCAAAAAUAUUUAAAAUUAAUAUUUUUAAAAAAAUUGUAACCCAGUUCGGGAUUUUUUUGAUUGUUGUGUGAAAUAUUAUUUAAUUUUAACGUUAAGUUUGACGAAAUCCAUUGUUAAGCUCCGAGCAUGUGAGCAUGAAACUUUUUGUUAAUUAGUUUUUAAAAAAAUGAAUGAUUGAUUCAAGAAAUAAGAGAACAAAAUGAAAUAUUAACUACUUAAA
This is a messenger RNA of Culicoides brevitarsis, 2538 nucleotides long. Its product is annotated as general transcriptional corepressor trfA. NCBI's taxonomy places the organism in Eukaryota, Metazoa, Arthropoda, Insecta, Diptera, Ceratopogonidae. The transcript is spliced from 3 exons. The record is from RefSeq and is a predicted model, not a curated record. Bases 27 to 2168 code for a protein of 713 amino acids.